Molecule: messenger RNA, 4572 nt
Organism: Mixia osmundae IAM 14324
Lineage: Eukaryota; Fungi; Basidiomycota; Mixiomycetes; Mixiales; Mixiaceae
Exons: 4
Coding region: 1-4572 (1523 amino acids)
Molecular function (GO): phosphatidylinositol binding
Source: RefSeq, a predicted model, not a curated record
AUGGCAGACUUCAACGAGACGAAGUACAACGAAGACGAGGCGAUCAGCAUGUCUCACGAUAUAGAAGACGAGAUGGACCGCGACGCCAAGGCUCGUGCAGCCGUCGAUGAUCUGGCGGCCUACGAGUCAGAUGAGGAGACCAACAGGCCGACAAGCGAGCUUCCCAGCGGUCGUCGUUCGCGCGCCACGUCUGUCGGCUCAGCUCAUUCUGGACGAUCAGCACGAUCCGGUAGACGCUCCCGUACCCGUACCGCCGACUCGGAAGCAGAUGCCAGUCAGAUCUACGGAGACGAUGCGCGCUCGAUCAAGUCGCUCAAGAUGGCAGGCUCGCGGCCUCCCUCGCGAAGUGGUCGACACGAACGAAGUAUGAGCGGCCAGUCGACGGCCACUUCCCUCAACGCCGACGACAGAUCAGAGGGCUACCUUUUCUUGCACGAUUCGGUGGAUCCCGCUCUCAAGCCCAGCUUUAUCGAAGCAGACGGCAAGAAGCCGGAUCUCAAAGACGGCUUGGCCGCGCCGAGCGUUCACGGAAGCUACGUCUCCGGCGGCAAGGACACCAUCUUCACAAAUUAUACAUUCACCGGUCCAGCAGCUGGACCGCCCAUUGACUACAUUGCCCAAAGUGACAACUUUGGUCCCGAGCAGGCUUGGUACUUCCUCCGCUCGCUCAUUGGCCUCGAAAUCGCACACGAAGCAAGGUAUCUAUGGAAGCUCGAUGAUCUGUCGCCAAUGUCACCUUACGAUAUUGAGGAAGAAACUCUCCGUGAUGGCAAGCCAGUUGCACUCCAGGCACCCAUCUUGCGAUACUUGAUCAAAAACUUUCUGCUCACCCUGCCUUUCGUCCGGGACACGACGAGCUUGCAUGAUCAGAGCAAUCCUCUGAGCGGAAGACCAGAGUCCUACCUUGAUGACAAUGCCACAUACACAGGCGACAAGCUCACAGGUCCCGUCUUCUGGGUAGAGGGACUUCAGCCGCUCAUGCGAGCCGUCCAUAACCUUGACUUGUCAGAGCCUGUCGAUCAGGGCCGUCGCUCGCUCUCGUCGAUCCUCAUAGGCUACUAUGGUAAGCACAUGAUCGAGCGCUUCAUCGGCACAGGUCUCAAGCUCUCGAGCGGUGAGACGAUUGGCGAAGUUGGCGCAAAAGGCCACCGUCACUCUAUGCUCAACCCACUUAUCAACCUGCAAAUCCCUCGUCAGCCUGGCGCAGGUGCCACUGUUCGUCCACGCUCAUUCGGACCUGGUCAUGUUCUCGCUAGCCCAGGCUCGCCGAACCAGGACGGCAAGAAGCGCACCUCUCGCGGCCUGUCAAUGUUCUUCAAUCGCUCAGGCAGCAGAUCUAGCAGGCCCGAAACGCCUCAGAGUAUGGUCAGCUCGGCACCUCGCCAGAGUGUCCUCGCUGCUCCCAUGACUGCAGCCGUCUUGCCUGCCAUUGCGGACGACGACGACGAACGCUCAUCUAUCGCUCAUUCUGACAUUACUGAGCCCGCACCUCAGCAGGCUCCUUCUGGUCUCGUGGUCACUGAUGACGCUACCGAUGGUGCGGUCACUCCACGGGCUUCGCCUGGACCAGAGGUCAAGCUUGCUGGGUCCGCGUCAUCCGACGUUAUUGGCGGUCCCGAAGAGCCGCACAAGAGCGAGCAGCUUGCUAGCAGCAACGCGCAAGAGCAUCAUGCUACGAUCGCGAGCGAGCCAGCCGCUGAAGCAGAGAGCGAGGGCGAAGAGGCAGAUGUCACAUACCUGCCAGAGCGAACAUCGUCGAUGCGCGACCCUGCUCUUGCCCGUGAGAGCAACGUAAGAGAUAGCUCAUCCACUACUGGUGGUAUCUCUGCCUGGGUUGGCGGCCUCUUCAGCGCAGCUAGUGCUAACACUGCGCCCAUCCAAGAAGAGGACACGAAGUCGCCAAAAAUGGCGUCAUCGGUCGAUGGCACGGACACCGAAGGCGAUACAGACUACGAAUCGAUCAUCAACGCCUCAUCAGAUGCAGGCGAUGACCACGUUUCGGCGCCUGCUGCACCUCCCAUCAGAGGCCUGACCGACGUCACCAAUCUUCAGACUCAUUCGAAUGGCUAUGGCUCUGCCGACGACACUUCUCCCACGCUCGUCUGGACAGAGGGUACCAAGCAUGGACAAAAGGAAAUCGUGCCUGUUCCCGGAAAGACAGAAUACCUGCCGGAACGUGGCUCGUCGAUGACCAAGUCUGGACGUCUCCCUGCUGGCUCCGAAUGGAGCGCACCCAUGGUUCUACCGGACAACCUGCAUUCGGUUGAGAACAUUGGUGCCACGAACAUCGAUCCCGAGGAGCUCGCUCGUUUGCCAAUAUCUGUGCCACUGGUGCCCAAGAGCGGACACCCUUGGCCCUGGGGGGCGCCCGUCCCAUUUUGGAAGGGCACACCCGUUCAUCGAGUUGAAUGGGGUGGUUUCGAAGCCGAUGUGAUCGGUGUACGCAAGUCUGCGUUCGGUCACAGCUUCAUCAUUCGCGUUCGCCGACCUGGCCGUCUUGACGAAUAUGUCCUCCGCGACGAGGCACAGUUCCGCAAAUAUCUUGCCGCACUUGACAAGGAGUUUCCGGUCGCUCACGUACGUCGGAUUCCAUCUGGUAAGAUUCGUCCAGAGGACGACGUCGUAGACGGUCAAGCGCUCGCUGCCACCCUCGCAGCAAAGGAGAAGAAGCCUAAGGCAGCAGCAGCGACAUCGUCCGCACCGGCGCAGCAGCCUGCAGAGCCUACGCCUGCACGUACGAUGCCUAAGAAGCAGUCUUACGGCGGCUCUCGGCUUUCGCUUCGUCUCAAAGAGGCCGCUCGUGAUGGCGUCAAAGCACCCGCGGCUAGCGUUGCCCCAGAUGCGCGCACAGAAGCGUCCGCACGAGCUCCCGCUACCGAAGUCUCUCGCGCAACCGGACUCAACACUCUGCGUGCCGGCAGUGCAGCUUCGCCAUCGGUAACCGGCGUUGGUAGCGCCAUGGAUCAGAAGGCGAUGCCCGCCCAUGACGCCCUCCGUCGCGCUCUGCGAGCCUGGCUUCGAGAUACGCUCUCUGUACGCACCGUCGGCCACAGCAAGGAGACUGCGCAAUUCCUUUUGCUCGGCCCCAUCUCACCGAAAGAAGCAGACGUCAAGGACAUCCGCAGACGAGAAGUCAUUGAUGAAGCUCGCAAGGCUGGCCGCGUACAAGUCGCUCAAGGCGCGGCCGAACGCACCCGCGCCAUGCAGACUUUCUGGCAUGAAGCAUCUGACGAGGUCAUCAAUGGCGACGGCCUGCUCGCGAUCUCGGAGGCCCUCAGACAAAGUCCGACCAUUGAGGGAUUACCCACGAAAUAUCAGAAGAGUAUCGAGUGGAUGCGAAUGGGUCUCGCACAAGGCCUGUACGACCUGCUAUGCUGUGGCGAGCAUUCAGCCGCGCUCUUUACCAAGGUAAAGGGUCUGCAUGCUGCCUUUCCAUGGUUCUUGGUCAGGCAAGCAUUCAAGAUCCCGAGCACGAAUCUUAUGGCGAAGGCGCUGCAAGAUAUCCUGUUGGCCAAGCCCUUUGGUAACAAGAGUCUCUUGCAGCGAACGCUUGCCACUGUGCUCGAAGAUGAUCCGACACAGCUGCAUCAACAAAUCGAAGCCUGCCGUGCCCGCAUCUCAAGCUCGGUUAUGUGCGAUAAGCUGACGGCGUUUGUCUAUUCGUCUCGGGACAACAAGGAGAUGGUCCGUCAUCACGCUGAGGAUAAUAAUCUUGAGCUCGUCGUAGCCAUCGUACGCGGCGCCGACAUGCCACGUCUUGACAAAUUCGAUCUCGAGCGCAUCUUGAAGGCCGGCAAGCAGUACCGGGCUUUCAUGAAAAAGAGUCCAACACCCGUCGCGAAAGCUACUCAGGACAACCCUAGCAUCCGGCUCAUCUUUGAUCUGCAAAUCUUCCUCCGUCUGAUCUCGCGCGAAAGAGACGCACAGCAGAUCCGAGGCCUGAUGACAGAGGACAGCACUGCCGAGGCACUCGAAGUCAUCAUUCAGCCCAUCUUCGAGCUCAUCAAGCGUACGUACAAGACGGGCAACAUGUCAAAUGCUCUUGGCGAUCUACAACGCUUCCUGGAUCAGCUCAUCAUCAUCGUCGAUGCACUUCGAUCACGGAUCCAAGAUCCACAGAAAGCAGUCCGUAUCUUGGCAAGGCUGCUCUCGCGCCACCAGCAAGCGCUCUACACGUUCUUGCACUUCAUCCAUCGGGAUGAUACGGUCAUUGAGGAGUUCUUCCAAUGGUUUUGGACCAUCACAGUGUUCCUCCGGCGAGGUUUGGCAGAGACAAUCGAUCUCGACGCGCUCCUACCGACAGAGACGAAUGACCGCAAUUACCUGCUUGACGAAAUUGACGACGUCGUCGAAUACCAGCGCAAGAAGCGCACGAAGCAGUAUGAAGUCAUGUGCCGGCGCUACGCUGGUGAAAUUGACGGCGAUGACCCUGUCAUUGUCGAGGGUGAUGGCUCGGGCAAAUCCCGACUGACGCCGCUCGUCGAGCCGGAGAUCAAGUCACCGCGAUUGGUCGAGAUUCCAAGGUGCAUCGACGCAUUCAGACAGGCAGUCAGCCACAUCUUCUCAGUAUGA